This is a messenger RNA of Tribolium madens (black flour beetle), 962 nucleotides long. RefSeq lists its product as uncharacterized. The record is from RefSeq and is a predicted model, not a curated record. The coding region runs from base 62 to 919 and encodes 285 amino acids. The transcript has 3 exons. NCBI's taxonomy places the organism in Eukaryota, Metazoa, Arthropoda, Insecta, Coleoptera, Tenebrionidae.
AGAAUUAAGUGUCCACUCUUAAAUUGUAGUUAUUUACAUUUUGUGAAACUAGAGCGAGAAAAUGCGUCGAUUGUUGAUAGCCGCGUGUCUUAUUGCCACGAUUUGUGCUUACCACAUCCAGAAACAAGAUUUUGAUGUGGUCAUAGACAAAGUGGAGUAUUCGUCUAAAGUGCCUCUCAAGUACAACUUCAGACCAGGAUCGUUGAAACCCACCGAAGAGAUUUUGGCCGAAUUGGCGAAGAAACUAGAUAAUCCAAAAGGUGGUACCGAAGCUGUUAUCAAUGAGUACGCUGAUAAGAUUUUCACAAAUUUGCGUGUAUUAAUGAUCCAUGGUGGGUUCGAUCCCAUCGAAAUGCCGGACCAACACUCAGGAUUCAAUUAUACUUUGAUCAUUACGUACCAUGGAGAGUUGGACUUGACCCAUGGAUGGUUGAGCGACAUAUCGACCAUCCAUCGAGGAGGCGAUGUCGUGGUCACUUACAGCUCCAAUUCCAAAUAUUUAGAAGUCACAGUUCCCAUCGCUUUCGAUGAUAUGCAAUUCACUUAUGACUACAGUGCGAAAAUCAUGGGUUUGGGACCCAGGGGGGGGAUUGAGGGAAAGAUCUCUGCUUUGACUUGCGAGGUCAAAAUUGGGUUUGAUGUUGACAAGAUCCACGCAAGCUUGGACGAAUUCUAUAUCACACAUUCAGGACACAUCACUUUCCAUUUCAAUGGAAACGCUCUUGUUGAUUGGCUCCUUAACUUGUUGACCGAUGUGGUCACCGUUCUUUUGAAAGAAGUCAUUUUACUGGUAGUCGAAGGUGUGGUUCGUGGAGGUUUGACAACAGCCGUUGAUGCCAUAAAUGACGCUAUUAAUGGGUUUUUGAACCCAACAACACCCAUCCCUGAGACCACCACUGCCCUUAUGUACCUUAAUUAGCUUGUAAUUGAACAAACUUAAUCACAACCAAUUUUUGUUGUUA